Messenger RNA from Effrenium voratum, 561 nucleotides. NCBI's taxonomy places the organism in Eukaryota, Dinophyceae, Suessiales, Symbiodiniaceae. The record is from the annotation of a GenBank genome assembly.
AUGGCCUCAGCAGUGGACAGUACGGCCUUUUUUGCUCAGAGACGCAAAGAGUAUGCAAUCCCACAAGAGCUGAUUGAUCGUUUGGAGGCGCAAGGAGUCACGACAAUGGGGCAUCUGGCAUUCAGUUUAGGACGUCCGGGUCAAGAUGUCGAUGAUGCAGAUUUUGUGCGGUGGAUCACUAGGAUCAACAACAAUGUUGAACCUCCCCAAGGUCCACUUGCGUCUGCACGAAGGCUUCAUUUUGAAGCCGAGGUUGUGGUCACUGCAUCCCUGAAGGCGUCCAUCGAAGGUGCUUCAGAUAGCCAGCCCAAGAAGAUUACUUAUGCCGAGAAAUCAUCCAGGAUGCAGCAAGUGAAGCGCGAGCUGCAAGGUGCCGUUGUGGAAGGCGUUCUGGAGCCCAGUGAUGAGGUGCUUGAGAUUUGCGUGCAUCAGUAUGAGACACGGACCUUGCAAUAUGUUGAAGCAGCAAAGUGCACAUCACGCGACAUGGAACUCACUGGAAAAGCAGCUACGGUUGGAUUCGAAUACGCUGACUGUGAAGGAGAGCAAGGAGUGCCCUGA